Molecule: messenger RNA, 895 nt
Organism: Setaria italica (foxtail millet)
Lineage: Eukaryota; Viridiplantae; Streptophyta; Magnoliopsida; Poales; Poaceae
Product: glycine-rich cell wall structural protein 1.8
Exons: 1
Coding region: 37-657 (206 amino acids)
Source: RefSeq, a predicted model, not a curated record
CUCCAUAGCUAACUAGCUAGCUUAAGCCAUCUCGCCAUGGCUACCGGUAAGCUCUUCGCGGUUGGCCUCAUUGUCCUACUAGGCAUUGGAUUAACCAAUGCUAUUAGGGUCGUGAACCACGCCACUGCUGAUGGCCAAGGAGGUGGAGGUGGCGGAGCAGGCGGCACCGGAACCAGCUACGGCUCCGGCUCGGGCUACGGCUUCGGCGAUGCCGAGUCCUACGACGGCAGCGCCCAGUCUCCGACCAGCAACCACGCGUACGCCAGUGGAUCCGGUGAAGGCGAUGGCGUCUGGCAAGGCCACGACCAGUCCGCGUCCGGCUACGGAGCUGGGGGUGCAUCUGGUGCAGGCCACGGCGACUCAGGUAACCGGAACACCGGUGGGGCUUCAAAUGCGAAUGGAGCCGGCGGAGGCGGCGGCUCCGGCGGAAGCUACGGGAAUGGCAGCGGAUCUGGUGGGGGCAGGGGAGUCGGCGAAGGUGAAGGCGAUAACUAUGGAGCCUAUGGCUCGAGCUACGCGAAUAGCGGUGGCUCCGGAAGCGGAAGCGGAGGUGGUCAUGAUGGUGGGUUUGGCAGCGGUUCCGGUGGCGGAUCGGGGAACAGCGGUGGUGCUACAUCAGGUUACAACGAUGGUAGCCGCAACGGCUCAACACCUUAAAGUUGUUACUUUGGGUUGAAAUAACCACGUCCUGAUGAGGGCUGGGGCGAUGCGAACACAUGUUCGUUCCAUGUAGUGUCAAGCUCAAUGUUUCUCUGAAUAAGCCAUGUGGCGCUUGUUAGUCGUCACUGAUUACUUCUGGUGCCUCGCAACUGAUGUGUAACACAUGCAUGUAAUGGUUGUAGUGAUCCGCCAGAUGAUCAAGUUAAAUGGUGAUUUGAUGAAGAAGUAAUUUAAA